Letharia columbiana is the source of this 1197-nucleotide messenger RNA. RefSeq lists its product as uncharacterized. NCBI's taxonomy places the organism in Eukaryota, Fungi, Ascomycota, Lecanoromycetes, Lecanorales, Parmeliaceae. The record is from RefSeq and is a predicted model, not a curated record. The transcript is spliced from 4 exons. Bases 1 to 1197 code for a protein of 398 amino acids.
AUGGGGUACUCAUUCCAUGAGAUUCGAUUAUUCUUGGGGGAGACGGAGCCCGUUAUGGCUCAACCUAAUCGACCUCCACCCAGUACCGGCCAAAAAAUGCUCGAAUUUAUUCUUGACAGGGAAACAUAUGGUUUGCAGAACCGUCUACUCGGAAAUCUAAACCUUCUCGACUAUAUGAAUCUAAGACAUCAGACGCAGCGAAUCCUGCAUUCGCUCGACCCUAUCGUGCUGCAGACACAAAACCUCCACAAUCCCCCGGCCCCCAACCGCAAGGAUCCCAACGACUUCCUCCAACUGAAACUCGGAGCACAGUGUGACGACAUGCGCAAAAUCUACAACGUCCCGGCGGCGCAGCAGCGGAUCCCUUGCCCCAACGGGCCCACCACACGGGUCACCAUGCGACCCUGCAGGCAAACGGAUCCGCAAUCGCACCCGCCGUUCCCCACCCGGUGCUUCAACGUGUGCAACGACUGCCUCCACAGCUGGAGCAACUACUACCACCGCAAGAUCACCAACGGGCUCCCGAGCCGGCGAUCGAUCCUCUGCAAACGCUGCAGCCUCCGCCUGAGACGGCAGCACCGGCCCGGCCACUCCGCCUGCACGUGCCGGCGGGCCAUCUUCGCCGACGCCAAAUGCCACACCUGCCGCCUCGAGACCGAACUCGCCACCUACGCCACCGGCGACGCCCGCCGCCGCACGCUCGAACGCACGCACGUGAGGCGCGCGGGGACGGGCGGGCGGCGCCGGCGCGUGCUGCACGUCGACCACCGUCCGGGCACGGUCAGGGCCAGGGCCGCCGUCGCUCCGCCUCCAGUGCCGUACGUCUACCCCGUGCGGUAUUCCGACAUCAGCCUGUGGUGCCACCUUUUCCAAGGCGUUAGUUCGUCCAGACAGGAAAACGAGGUAGAAGAAGCGUUGCGGAAAGCAGUUCGCGACAUGUCGUUGCAUCACGAGCAGCGCUUUGAACCGAUGGGCAUGGGGGAAAGGGUGUAUGAAUCCGACCAUCCAGGGGGCCAGGAUGAAAGUACAGAUCUAUAUAUCUGGCCGGAGGCAAACAUGACCUGGGAUAUGUGUAGUAAUGUGCUGAUCGGAGUGAAGAAUGUCGCGCAGACGUACGCGGGGUGGGAUUUCGAGUUUGAUGUUCUGGUUGAUGGGACGGAGGGAACGGUGGGAGGGGGUUGGUUGUGGACGCAGUGA